Exaiptasia diaphana is the source of this 655-nucleotide messenger RNA. RefSeq lists its product as uncharacterized. The coding region runs from base 116 to 655 and encodes 179 amino acids. The record is from RefSeq and is a predicted model, not a curated record. NCBI's taxonomy places the organism in Eukaryota, Metazoa, Cnidaria, Anthozoa, Actiniaria, Aiptasiidae. The transcript is spliced from 3 exons.
UCGUAAAAGUUACGGAUUUCCGAUAGCUUAACGAUAAUUAUAAAGGAUGGUUAUACAACGAACGCGGAGCUUUCCCUGUUGCAAAUGACUUAUCCCGUCAGCUUCUCACAGUGGCAUGGCGUUUGGGAAGUUUAUUGAGAGCAGUCUUUGCUUAGCAGUCAUUGUUGCUGGAUUUUUCGUCGCAGURCCGUUGCGCCUUCUCGAACAACAAACAGGGAAAACAUGCUUAUUGUUUGGUCAAGUUGACUUUUUAGAAAAGAAUGUUACUGGAGGCAAAAGCCAUUAUUGCGAUCUUGGAUUUUAUUCUUCGAUAGUUGAUAUAUUUUUGGCUUCUUUUCUGAUUUGCUUGCGAUGGUGUUGUCUGAUGAAGACUGAAAAGCCGAGCAUGAUCUAUGGCAGCCUCAUCUCAUUUGUYUUAGCCACAUUAGGAUGGAUUAAUUGUCUGGCGAGAGGAGUGUUUAUGAUAACAGGAAUCAAUGAAUGGUGUAGCUCCAUCAAAAAUGCAGGAACUUCAAGUUGUGACAAAGCUGCAAUUUCUUGGAACUGGCAAGAAUUCAAUCCACAGCCACUAGAUGCUAGCAAAUCAAAUGACUUUUUUCUCAUGAUAGAAGUGAGUACGAUCCCCUCUCUUCAUUCUCAUUAUCCAGUUAUUUAA